AGCGACAUAUCAACCACAGUCCUCGAGUGCAACACUAGAAACGGUGUACUUUUCUGUUUAUAGGUUUAUUUAUCGCCUAACUUCAGCUUGCUACAAUGCAAAGACCGAAUUUUCGACACCCUGGCGGUUUUGGAGGACCGUCCCCGCGCCCCGGAGGAUUCAGGAGUCCGCCACCAGGUUUCGGAGGUGGACAAAGUGGCAUGGAAUCUCCCCCGUGGGGCUUUCCAUGUGGCCCACCUUCACCAUAUAUGCCACGAUUUGGAAAAUUAGGUGGUUCUCCAAAUAGUCCUUCGGGUGACUUUAGAGGUUCUGAUGGCAAUUUUAACCGCGGAGGUGGUAGUGGGGGUAAACCGUGGCAGAGAGGCUCAUCUCCAGGCAGUUACACACCGCGUAGGCCGUAUGAAAACAACCGCGGGUUUUCACCUAGAUACUCUCCAUUUCAGUCUCCAAGUCCAAGACACGGCGGAUACCAGGGUUCACCCCGGACUUCCACCCCAUCCAGGUCGUCGAGUGGCAGGGGUGCAGAUAACGUAGAAAACUAUUACAAACCUUCAAUGGUACAAGACCCCUGGGCUAGUCUCAAACCAGUAUCAGUUAAAGAUGUACAGGACAAAUGUGGCACACCGAAGGGACAGAACGCAUGCAGGAAAAACAGAUACUUCUGAUGGAAUGCAACUCACGAAUUCACAGACUUUCAGUUUUUUAAUCCUUAAUUCUGUUUUUAAACAUGUAUCGGGUCGAUACGGAUGGCGCUGACUUGCAUAAUGGCAGUACUGAAGUUUUCUUUCGGUAUUUACCAGCAAAAUGUUUAGUGAGAUGGGCAUAACGGAUGACUUGAUGUCAUGAUGAUUCACCAGCGUUACUGGAAGACCUGUUUCUUUUCUAUUGUCCAGACCAUCACUGCCUAUGGUGUCGCAAAGUAACAGCAGAAAACUUUUACAGCUCGACACAAGACCGUCACAUCAAUUUACAAUUGUACAUGCAGAGGUUUUAAUUCAUUUUUUAAGCACUGAUUUUGUUCACCUCUUUGACCAGUACAUAUUUUGUAUAGUUAGUGUGAUGAAUUGAGUUGAAAACCAGACCCAAGUCACAUCAAUUUACAAUAGUACAUGUAGAGGUUCUGAUUUAUUUUUGUUAGUUAACCACUGCUUUUGUUCGCCUCAUUGACCAGUACAUAUUUUAUAUAGUUAGUAUGAUGCAUUGAUUUGGGGGAAAACGCAUUACCAGCAAGACUGCUUUGCUAAGGGCGAAGUCUGAACUCUUUUGUACACUUCAAGUUUUGUACAAGUCAAUUCAUAAUCCUUAUGCAAUACAGUUGACAAAACUCAGGACUCAUGUUGGGCUUGGAGAUUGAGUUACUACCAGUGUGAAUGUUUGUAUGGUAAACGAUACCAAUAUGUAAUUCCACUGUGGUAGAGAAAUAUUAAACACGUUCAAAACAAU
This is a messenger RNA of Engraulis encrasicolus (European anchovy), 1443 nucleotides long. It is a transcript of the gene mplkip, whose product is annotated as M-phase specific PLK1 interacting protein. The transcript has 2 exons. The record is from RefSeq and is a predicted model, not a curated record. NCBI's taxonomy places the organism in Eukaryota, Metazoa, Chordata, Actinopteri, Clupeiformes, Engraulidae. Gene Ontology annotation, cellular component: midbody; centrosome; nucleus. Bases 96 to 665 code for a protein of 189 amino acids.